CAAAAAUAAAUAAAUGAGUAUAAGUAAAUGGCUAAACUGCAAAUGCAGUUUAAAAUUUUUUCCUUUAUUGUUGUCAUUUUUAACAAACCUCAAAACCAAGAAACUGAGAUCUUUAUCUUGUAUCAAGAAUGACAUUCAUCUUCAGAAGAUACAGAUUUCACUAAAUCAGUGUCAAAUUAGAUCUAGUGAUAAUUAAAAACCCAGUAAUGUUUUUGUGUCAUCCUUGCAGGAAUCAAGACUGGUCACACUUGGACCAGUCAUUUAUUCAUUCACUCAAAAAAUAUUUGCUCAGUGUUGAUUGUGUGCCUGUUGUUUUCUAGGCACCAAGUCAAGAUGCCAUAGUAACAAAGCAAAGCCCCUUCCCACGUGGAACUUUCAUUCCAAUGGGGAGAGAGAAAAACAAAACAGCUGGUGGUGAGGGGCCUGGGAAGGGGCAGGGCCUGUGUGGUGGGGGUGGAUUGCUGUUUGCUGUAAAGUGAUGGGGAGGCCCUGGAUGGUGAUGAUAUUGGAGUCAAAAUCUGAAGAAAAGAUGUGGUAUGGUGUAUUCCUGUGGGCACUGGUGUCUUCUCUCUUCUUUCAUGUCCCUGCUGGAUUACUGGCCCUCUUCACCCUCAGACAUCACAAAUAUGGUAGGUUCAUGUCUGUAAGCAUCCUGUUGAUGGGCAUCGUGGGACCAAUUACUGCUGGAAUCUUGACAAGUGCAGCUAUUGCUGGAGUUUACCGAGCAGCAGGGAAGGAAAUGAUACCAUUUGAAGCCCUCACACUGGGCACUGGACAGACAUUUUGCGUCUUGGUGGUCUCCUUUUUACGGAUUUUAGCUACUCUAUAGCAUACAUCCUUAUGCUGAGAUGUUGAACUUAAACUUUAUGGAAUCCUCCAAAAGAAUACAUUAUGGAGUGUAGUGUUUUCUUAGUUCUUCAAAGGGAAGCAACUUGGAUGAACAGGAACAUGAAGGACAACACAUCUCAGCCUUUUCUUCAUUUUGAAGCUCCUAGAAUUGAAGACUUAUGUGGACUCCUAUUGUUCUCAACCAAAACAAGUCUUUUGGCUUUCUUUUUUGUAGAUAUUUGAUUUAAGCAGUUUUCAUGUGUACCUUUACCCAAGCCAAGUCAACAGUGUCUCUGGGGUGGCAUCCUUUGCACUGAAAUUUACAGUAUUCUGUGAGAUGUCGCAUAUUUUGAAGAAACCGUGGAAGAUACUGGUUUAUUUCAAAUGAGCAGAGUAUGUUGUAUUAAAAUCUUAUCUAAUCUUGAUUAAAAUUUGGCAAACUCUUUUCUUUGCUACAUCUUAGUGACAAUAAAUGCCAAAUAGGUUUUGGUUGAGUAUAGUUUUGAAAACAAAUUUGGUGAAAUAAAGCAGGAAAAAAAAUUUAAGUAUAACUCAAGUAGUGGCUUUGGUUCCACUGUUUAUAAAUAAAAAGUAGAUAACAAUGAAUAAUGUGACAUUUUCUGGACAACUGUCUUGACUUCUGAUUAAGAUAUUUUAAGAGAUGUGAAUUUGUUAUUUUGUAUGUUUUAUCAAAAUAAGCUAGCUAAUUUAGACUUUUUAGAUUUUCUGUACCACCUUUCCCUAUCACUUUUAAUUCUCUUAAUUUUAUUUCAUUUAAUUGGAAACAUACAUACCCUAUUAAAUGGCUUGAGUUGGAAAUUUUAAGCCAGAUUUGUUUGGACAUUGAGGCACACAUAAGAUACUUUAGGCAUUCUGUCAUAGUUUUUCUUAGUGACUUUGGUAUACUAAUGACCCUUGAGAAACUAUAGAAGUGCAUCUGAAACUAGAGUUAGUGGUUAUUGAUUUUUUAGCUUAAUGUGUUUACCUAGUGGUAACUCUUCAGCCCACUUUUACAGUAUUGGGUAUCAACUCCCAGAAAGUGCCUAAAGUUUAAUGUUCAGAUAUGUACCCACUCUCCCCUUUACAUUUUUAUUCAAAAGAAUUUAUAUCUUUAAAGAGAUUUAAAUAUCAAGAGUUUUUUUAAAACUUAAUUUUAGCUAUUUAAAUUUUUAUUCUACUGCCUAACUUUCUUUUUCAUUAAAAGGCCUGAAAACUGUGACUCUUUGAGAGGGAAAGAAUCGCAGAAAUUAAGUAUUUAAUGUGAUCCUUUCCACCUAAACUGUUUUGUAUGGAAUACAAUCAGUGUGGUGGUAGUGGUGGUGGUUAUCUGCAAAAUAGUUUCUGGUGAUUAAAUCUGACUUUUUUUUUUUUUUUUCUUUUAAAUGAGACGGAGCCUCACUGUGUUGCCCAGGCUGGAGUGCAGUGGUGCAAUCUCAGCUCACUCCAACCUCUGCCACCCGGGUUCAAGCGAUUCUCCUGCCUCAGUUUCCUGAGUAGCUGGGAUUACAGGCACCUGCCACCGUGCCCGGCUAAUUUUUGUAUUUUUAGUAGAGAUAGGUUUCACCAUCUUGCCCAGGCUGGUCUUGAACUCCUGACCUUGUGAUCCACCCGCCUCGGCCUCCCAAAGUGCUGGGAUUACAGGCGUGAGCCACCGCGCCUGGCCAUAAAUCUGACAUCUUUAAAGGAAAGUUUUCAUUGUGAGAUUAAGGCUUAACAGCCCAUGAGGUCAUAUACACAUGAACGUAUCUAUUCCAUUUAAAGCAAUACACACUCUGGCUUCUGAUUAAAAAUAGCCAGGAGGAGAGUCUCUGAAUCUACUGUGAUUCUGGAGUCUGCCCAAUUUGGAAAAAAAAAAAAAAGAAAAAAGUCAGGAGGACCAAUUUGCCAGGGAAACUCAUAGAAAAGAAUUACAAAGAGAUCACAAAAACUGGACAUAUUCUUUUGACUAAUUAGACCACUUAUGGCUGGGCGCAGUGGCUCACACCUAUAAUCCCAGCACUUUGGGAGGUCGAUGUGGGAGGAUUGCUUGAGCCCAAGAGUUCAAGACUGGCCUGGGCAACAUAGUGAGACCUUGUCUCUACUACAAAAUAAAAAAAAAUUAGCUGGGCGUGGCCUCAGCUACCCAAGAGGCUAAAGUGGGAGGAUCACUUGUGCCUGGGAGGUUCAGGCUGCUGUGAGCCGAGACCACGCCACUGAACUCCAGCUUAGGCCACAGGGCAAGACCCUGUCUUAAAAUAAUAUUACUAAUUUUGGUAAUUAACUUAUCAAAACUAUAGUGACAUAUACACGGGCAGAAACUUAUAAGUAGAGUUGUAAUGCAGCCAAAUAUUCUUACAAAUUCCCUAACAAGAAGCUCAAAUCUUUCUCACAGGCAAAUUGUAAAAAUUCUAGUUUUUUGUUUAAAGAGCUGUGAUUUUCAAAAGUAUCCCUUCAGUUUAAGAAAUCUGGGGAAUUGGUAACUUUUCUUAUGGGAAAUGAUUGCCAUCAUCUCUACUGAAGGAUGCCUCUUACUGAAAAAUGUCUUUUGAAGGAGUUCUUGCCUAAAGCAUUCUUUGGAUGUAAUUUCAUACACUAAACAUAUAGACCAGUAGUUAGUGGGCCCCUCCUCUUAAACAGUAACUUUUGAAGUACUGAUACAUGAUUAAAAUGUUAGAUAUUUUUCACUGGAGCUAAGACUUAAAAUUAGGGCAUUUUGAAAGGUGUAUUUGUUUCUGUUUCUUGUUUGAUAUAUUUUGGUUAUCUACUCUUUUAAAAAACUAAACGUAUAAAAGGUAUCUUCAAAUUACUGAGUGUUUCAUCCAUCCCAGUAGGUGAAGUAUUCUCCAGUGAAUAAAUCUAUAUAUAUAUAUAGAUUUUAAAUAGCUUGAGCGGUGUAGCUUGAAAUGUUUUCAGGGAAAGACUAUUUGAAUCAUAAGGAAUAGCUUUGAUUUUCUUUUUUAUGUCUCAAAUAUAGAAUUAUUUGGGGGUGGUCACUCAGAUGGAAGAAUAUUGGCAAUUGUGUUGAACAUUUUACCUUAUAUAGUUUUGAGAAUUUUUGCCAAAAACUGAUUUCUUAGAAAUAUCCUCCCCCAGCUGUGCUUUGGUUUUUUGGUUUUUUUGUUUUGAGACGGAGUCUUGCUCUGUCGCCCAGGCUGGAGUGCAGUGGCAUGAUCUCGGCUCACUGCAAGCUCUGCCUCCCGGGUUCACGCCAUUCUCCUGCCUCAGCCUCCCGAGUAGCUGGGACUACGGACGUCCACCACCAUGCCCAGCUAAUUUUUUGUAUUUUUAGUAGAGACGGGGUUUCACCGUGUUAGCCAGGAUGGUCUCAAUCUCCUGACCCGCCUCCACCUCCCAAAGUGCUGGGAUUACAGGCAUGAGCCACCACACCCGGCCUCUGCUUUGUUUUUUAAAAAAAAAGAAAUGCAAGAGAGGGAGGGAGGCAGCCUCCUGACCAUAAAAGCUGAUUUCUUGAUUUUUUUUUCUUUUUUUUUUGAAAUGGAGUCUUGCUCUGUCUCCAAGGCUGGAGUGCAGUGGCAUGGUCUCAGCUCACUGCAGCCUCCGUUUCCUGGGUUCAAGUGAUUGUCCUGCCUUGGCCGCUGAGUAGCUAGGAUUACUGGCACCCGCCACAAGGCCCAGCUAAUUUUUGUAUUUUUAGUAGAGACAGGGUUUGAUUAUGUUGGACAGGCUGGUCUCAAACUCCUGACUUCAAGUGAUCCACCCGCCUCGGCCUCCCAACGUGAUGGGACUAUAGACAUGAGCCAUCAUGCUUGGCCUUCUUGAUUCUUGAAUACGGGGUUUUGAGGUGAAAGCAUUUCAUGAAAACUUAAGUUCAUACACAAGAGCAUCAUGAAUAUUCUAAAAGAGGUAUCUGUGCUUUUUUUGUGACCACAAAAUAUUACUUCUUAUGAAAUGUUUACACUAGGUGAGGAAAAGUUCAUUAAUUACCUUUAAACCGUUCCUUAUUUUUUUUAAGAUUUUAAAUUGUAUUUUGGCUUUUGCCUCCAGUAUCCUUUCUGGUUGCUCUGGUUUGAAUUAAGUUCCUAUUAUGCUGCAGCACAUAUCAACCUUCCCUAAGUAACCAUUUCCUGGAAUGUGAAGCAUCGGUGCCAUUAGCAGACCAUAUGCAGAAAUGUCGUGUACUUGCAUUUCUUUUUUGUGCACUCUAUAAGGCUGGUUGUGACUCAGAUCAGCUUAACUUUUUAUAUUAUGUUAUUUCACUAACUGCUACAGUCAAAAUGAUCAAAUCUUUGUACAAUAGAAAAUUAUUUAAAUUUUAUUUUUCUACUGACAUUUCUAAUUCUAGUGUAAAUGUUUAUCAAUAAAAAAUUACUUUCAAUUCUGAGUUGGAAUUAUAUUUCUUUUUGGUGGCUAAUGAGUUUAAUCUUUUGUAAUAAAAUUGACUUCAGUUUUCAUUUUUUAAAUAACUUAAUAUCUAGCAUGUGUAACUUUUUUUAUGUUCUACUUCUUACUAAUUUAUGAUAAAAUUCUUGUUCAAAGUUGUGAUUAAACCGUACUUAACAUGUGAA
Molecule: messenger RNA, 5333 nt
Organism: Homo sapiens (human)
Lineage: Eukaryota; Metazoa; Chordata; Mammalia; Primates; Hominidae
Gene: TMEM170A
Product: transmembrane protein 170A
Exons: 3
Coding region: 479-829 (116 amino acids)
Cellular component (GO): nuclear envelope; endoplasmic reticulum membrane
Source: RefSeq, a predicted model, not a curated record